CAAACACCAAACUCAAUCAUUUCAAGUAAUUAUUCUUCAACAUCCUUCCUCUAUCUCUAAUUAUAAAUUACAAAAACAUAAAAAACGGUUCAUCCGUACCCAUGGCCGUUUUUCUUCCGCUCAUCCCUCUCGAUCCCAAACCACCAUUCUUCCUUAAUCUCCUCUGAAUUUCAAUAUCUGUCUCCAUAUUCUCUCUCUCCCUCUCGUUGGUGUCCUGCGUCUAUCUCUGUUUAGUCUUUACGCGCUUGUUUCCAUGGAGUCGGCCAAGAUUGCUGGCUUCGCUGCAAAAACCCUAAUCCCCGCGUGAAACGUGUGCGCGGAAACCUCAUCGGCGGAGAAUGGCGAUUGUGACCGGAGAUCGGUACCUCGAGAAGUUGGUGCACUUCGUGGAGGACCAGGCGGGACCUCUGAUCGAAGGAGCCUUGGUGUUGAAGCUGAAUCCAGCGGGUCUUCACUACGUGCAAUCGCGGCUGGAGGCGCUGCACGAGUUGGAAAGCCUCCUUUCCGGCGCUCCGGUGGACUACCUCCGAGCGUACGUGUCGGACCUCGGUGACCACCGCGCUCUGGAGCAGCUCCGUCGGAUCCUGCGCCUCCUCACCUCGCUGAAGGUCGUUUCGGUGCUGCCUCAUCCAAUCAGGGAUCCAACGCCCUUGUCGUUUCUUCCGUUAGGGUGCUUGAAGGUUCUCGAACUCAGAGGUUGCGACUUGUCAACUUCCGCCGCCAAAGGCUUGCUCGAGCUCCGCCACACACUCGAGAAGAUCGUUUGUCACAACUCUACCGAUGCUCUGCGGCACGUGUUUGCUAGCAGGAUAACGGAGGUGAAGAAGUCUCCGCAGUGGACGGUUGAAACACUUGACCUCAGCAGGAACAAGUUUGCAAAGGUGGAUAAUCUGCAUAAGUGUACCAAAUUGAGGCAUUUGGACCUUGGUUUCAAUAACUUGAGAGCAUUUGCACCCUUCAGCCAGGUUUCCUGUCAUAUUGUUAAACUAGUUUUGAGGAACAAUGCUCUAACUACUUUGCGUGGAAUUGAGAAUUUGAAGUCGCUUGAAGGAGUUGAUAUUUCCUACAAUAUUAUUUCCAAUUUUUCAGAGCUAGAGUUCCUUGCGGGGCUUCCAUAUCUUCAAAGCUUGUGGUUGGAAGGAAAUCCUUUGUGUUGUGCUCGAUGGUAUAGAGCACAAGUAUUCAGCUUCUUUGCCUAUCCAGAAAGGUUGAAGUUAGAUGAGAAAGAAAUAAACUCUAGUGAUUUUUGGAAGAGGCAAAUAAUCGUUGCCAGUAUGCAUAAGCGACCUGCCAGUUUUGGGAUUUAUGUGCCUGCAAAGGAUGAGGCUGUUGUUGAAGGUGGCAAUAUCAGAAGGAGAAAGGUAUCCCGUCUUGUCAGUAUCAAAAAUGAAGAAGAGAUCACUAGCAUAUGUUCUGAUGAGGACUCUGUCUCUUGUGCAAAUGAUAUUCAAGAUAGAGAGGAUCCUGAUUUAUCUGACAAUGAAGCUGAAAUAGUAGAUUUGAUAAACAGAGUUGAACAUAUGAAGAAAGAGCGUUCUAUUCACUGGUUGAGGGAAUUUAAAGACUGGAUGGAUAUUGCUUCUGACAAAUCAGUAGAGACUGGGAAAGAAGGCAGCACUACACUGCAUCGUCUGAAAGAGAAUUACAUCAGAAACAAGACAAAUCAGCAGCCUGGUGACAUCUCAAGAUAUGCUUCAGACUCUGUUCUAGCCUCAGGAGAUGAAAGUAGCAUGACUAUUUUAGAAUCUGAUGGUUCUUUUGUAGAUAUGUCUGCUUUUUUCCAUAGAUUGCAGCACUUUGACUAUAGGGGUUUACUUGGUAAUGCUAGUGGGGCUGCACUUUUUGAUUCAGGAGGAGUGGACAUGGAGCGCCUUAAAUCCUCACUUGAGGCAAUUAAUAGUUCUAUCUCACAAACUAUAAGUUUUCAUCCUGACACCAUUACCACGCAAGGAGCACAGAGAAUGGCUGAGAAUGUCAACAUCUCACCAUUGACCACCAUUCAUGAUAUAUCUGGGUCUCAAUCAUCAUCUGCAUACCCCUCAUCUCCUCCUCAUUUUCAAGAAGAUCUUCUUCAUCGCCGACAACACCUGGUGGAAGAAAUUUUGCAGCUGUCAGCAGAUUCCUUUUCGGUUGCAUCUUCUGAUAGUAACACAAGCUGUAGUGAAGGUGAUUGCAGUGAAUUUGAGCCAUCAGUGCCUAAAGUUGUUAAUUUCCCGUGCAAAAAUUAUGUGAAUGGCAGUGUUGAUGGUCAUUUAUCUCAAAAUCAGCUCAAGGGAAAGUUCUACAACCCAAAACAAAAUGCAUUUUCUACAUCUAGUUCCACCUGUGAUCAAACUUCUAAGCAGAAUUCAAUUGAUUUUGCUGCUGGUGCUGACAAUGCUGAGAGUGCUAGCCAAGACACUGGUUUGUUGGGGAAAAGAAAAAUCAGAAAGAAAGCCAAGAAGAGAAUCAUUUCAAUAUUAGAAGAGAAUUCAGAUGGCGAUGCAUCUGAUCAUACACAAGAGCAGAUAAGUGAAGGACAGGUUUCUGCAAAUUUAAAACAAGAAUUGGGCAUAAAUGAUUUUACUGAAUUUUCUGGGCAUAAUUACCCUACCCAAGAGAAUGAUGAUCUGAUUGUGACAUAUUUCAAUACAAGUAUUGCUGAUUCUGAAGCCAGUGAGGUCUGUAGUCAAUGUAUGCGCUGUAGUUGUGUCCUUCAGAGGGAGACAAACUAUAAAGAAAGCGAAGUUGCAGUAUUGUUGAGCAGUCAUAAGAAGCUCUAUUUGCUGCUGAUCAACGUUGCUUCUGAUGGGCCAGGAACACUUCUGAGUGUAUUGAGUUGCCACAAGAUUGAAGAAGUUUGUGAGGUACAAGUAGGAAUGGCACUUCAGGUGUUAAGGGUAAAUUUUGAGAAUGGGGAAACGUAUCUUUUUGUAACAAGAAGCAUUGAGAAAUCAAGAGAAUUACUAUGUACCAUACAUGUGCUUGAUUCUUGUGGUGGAAAUGCUAGAUGCUCAAUAAGAAGUUUGGAGCAGGUCCAGGUUGAGUUGUUUGACAACCAAAUAUGUGGUGGUUCAAAUGUGAGCAUAUAUCAGUAUGCAAUGGUGCUUGUCUUUUGUGAAAAUGGCAGCGAGGAAUCAUGGCUCUCAAGAUCACUGUUUGUGAUUGGAGGGUAUGUGCUUUUGUGCAUUGAAGAUGUUAAGCAGCUGUACACAUUUUCAUCAGAUUCAUCUGCGUCGCCAUACUUCAGAAUUGAUUCAUGUUGCUCCAUUGCUGACAUUACUGAGACGGUUAUUGAGGUUGGUGGCAACUGCUAUGUGACUUUAAGUCUGACAUGUUCACCGGAAGAACUCCAUUCAUCUACCCAAAUGAACCUUGAAACUGUCAAUCAUAAAAAUACUGCUCCCGGCACUCUUAAAUUGAAGCUUCAGUGGUUCUCCAAGGAUUACCUUGUGAAGUUUGUGUCAUUGUUGAAGGCAAUCCAUGAAAAAGAAUCGGGGUCACCUUUGGUAGUAAGAUGUAUAUCGUAAAUCAUUUUUGCAUUGUGUCAGUUCAUAUUAAUUUCAUUCAUUUGUUUAGGUUUUCAAAUCUUUUUAUUUUCAAUUAGUUUCCUUGCUUGGUGUGUUGAGUUUGUGAUAGUUUCCUUCUUUUUAUUCUUUGAUUUAUAUCCAUGUAGUGGUUGUUCUUUUUCUAUGUAUAGAAUUGUACAGUAUCACUACACGUUAUUAGCCUUUGUCUUGCUCCUUCCCUCCCUCCUCUGCCCUCUUCCCAGACGGAAUAAAAAAAAAUGAGAAAAAUUUCAAUUUAAA
Messenger RNA from Cajanus cajan (pigeon pea), 3788 nucleotides. RefSeq names its product Outer arm dynein light chain 1 protein. Lineage: Eukaryota; Viridiplantae; Streptophyta; Magnoliopsida; Fabales; Fabaceae. Gene Ontology annotation, molecular function: protein binding. The record is from RefSeq and is a predicted model, not a curated record. Gene Ontology annotation, cellular component: cytoplasm.